AUGUCGCUCGAUAUCAAACCUAGUGAACGACCCACUGAGGUGGAAAAAAUUCCUGAUGUCCCGCUUAACUCUGACGAUGCUUUGCUUCAAGCUCAGGGUCAUCGGGCUGAGCUAAAUCGGUCGUUUUCCUGGAUAGGCGCGAUAGGAUUCGCCUUCAGCAUUUCGAAUGCAUGGCUCGGAUAUGCCGCAACUAUAGGAUCAGCCCUGCUCUAUGGAGGAGGUCAAACGGCUUUGUUUGGGCCCGUUCUUGCGGCAGUGGCGACUUCGAUCGUUUUCCAGGGCCUGGCAGAGUUAUCCUCUGCAUUUCCGUCGUCGGGUGGCCAAUAUCACUAUACCUAUAUCAUGGCUCCCAGCUCUAUUCGCAAUUUCCUGGCCUUCCUGGUAGGUAUUUGUAAUAUCCUCGGCUGGUGGAUGGCCCUUGCGUCGGGGACCAUCAUCGUGGCAACCUCGACCUUUGGCCUCGUGCUGUUCUGGUACCCGGAAUUCGAGAGUCAGCAAUGGCAGGUCUAUUUGUGCUAUGUCUUGACGAUUUUGUUGAGCUUGAUUCCGGUCUUCGUUAUUCCUCAGAAGCGCGUCGACCAUUUGGUUAAUUCGGCGAUGGCCCUAUCCAUUCUUGGCUUCUUCGCUACCAUUAUCACUUGCUUGGUAAUGGGCAGAGGCGAUUUUCACCCCGAGAUGAUGACGCAGUACGAUGGCGCUAGCGGAUGGUCGAGAGUUCCGGCCUGGUUGCUGAGUAUCAACCUCGGUCAGUAUGCCUACAUGGGCAAUGGGGCUGUCACGCAUAUUGCCGAGGAGAUGCCGCGGCCAGGACGCAACCUGCCUUUGGUAUUAAACAUGGCCCAGCUUAUAGGCGUCGUCACCGCCAUCCCGUGGACCAUGGUCAUGCUCACUGGCGUCAAAGAUAUGCCUGCCGUUCAGAAAUCGUUUUUCGCGUCCAUGGAGAUGUUCUACCAGUCGACUGGGAGUAGAACGGCGGCGACUAUCCUGCAAUCCUACCUUAUCCUGCUCUACUACACCUGUCUCCCCAGCCAGUGGAUAACAAGUAGCCGGAUUGCCUGGGCGUUCUCGCGCGACGCCGGUCUACCUCUCUCGUCAUACUGGAACCAUAUCUCCCCCAAAUACCACAUCCCCGUGCGCACCACCUUCCUCUCCGCCGCCUUCUGCCUCAUCUACGGCCUCCUGUACAUCGCCAGCACCGACGCCUUCAACUCCAUCAUCAACAUGUCCUUCAUGUUCCUGACCUUCACCUACGUCGCCCCGCAGACCAUCUUGCUCUUCGGCCGCCGCAAUAGUCUGCCCAACCGGCCGUUCAAUCUGGGAAAGUGGGGAAAUGCAGUGAAUGCAUUCGCCAAUGUUUGGUUCCUGUACACGUUGGUUUUGGUGUGUUUUCCGACGCAGUUGCCGACGACGAAGGGGUCGAUGAAUUAUGGGGCUGCUGUGGCGGUUGGGGUGUUUGUGCUGGUGAUGCUGAUGUGGGUGGAGAGGAGGAAGAAGUUCGCUGGGCCGAAUAUCGACUGGGAUAUGUUGAAGAGGGCGCUGGAGUAG
Messenger RNA from Aspergillus steynii IBT 23096, 1545 nucleotides. Its product is annotated as putative choline transport protein. Gene Ontology annotation, biological process: transmembrane transport. Lineage: Eukaryota; Fungi; Ascomycota; Eurotiomycetes; Eurotiales; Aspergillaceae. The coding region runs from base 1 to 1545 and encodes 514 amino acids. The transcript is spliced from 8 exons. The record is from RefSeq and is a predicted model, not a curated record. Gene Ontology annotation, cellular component: membrane. Gene Ontology annotation, molecular function: transmembrane transporter activity.